Periophthalmus magnuspinnatus is the source of this 2255-nucleotide messenger RNA. It is a transcript of the gene rab32a, whose product is annotated as RAB32a, member RAS oncogene family. Gene Ontology annotation, molecular function: GTPase activity; GTP binding. The record is from RefSeq and is a predicted model, not a curated record. Gene Ontology annotation, cellular component: Golgi apparatus; vesicle; trans-Golgi network. The transcript has 3 exons. The coding region runs from base 236 to 877 and encodes 213 amino acids. NCBI's taxonomy places the organism in Eukaryota, Metazoa, Chordata, Actinopteri, Gobiiformes, Gobiidae. Gene Ontology annotation, biological process: vesicle-mediated transport.
GGAGGAGGAGGAGGAGGAGGAGGAGGAGAAAAAGAGGGCAGAUACCCAUGUAACUUGUUGCAUGUUCCCCUCAGUUUGGUAAUGACCAGUCCACUGCUCGAGACGCACCGGUGACGCACAAGGGGACACCGCUAUCCAAGAGGAAGCUUAUGUUAACGAAAGCAGAAGCGAGCGUGCGUCGUGAAGAAAGUUUGUCUGUGUUAAAAAGCGUGGAAAAGACAGCAGUAGACGCAGCAUGGCCGGGGGCUCUGUAUCCGAGUGUAAGGAGUACUUGUUUAAAGUCCUUGUCAUCGGGGAGUUAGGCGUGGGCAAAACCAGCAUCAUUAAACGCUACGUGCACCAGCUCUUCUCACAGCACUACAGAGCCACCAUCGGGGUCGACUUUGCACUAAAAGUCAUAAACUGGGACAGCAAGACGCUCGUGAGAUUACAACUGUGGGACAUAGCAGGUCAGGAGCGGUUUGGUAACAUGACUAGAGUUUACUAUAAAGAGGCUGUGGGUGCCUUCGUGGUCUUCGACAUCACCAGAGGCUCCACAUUCGAGGCCGUGUCCAAAUGGAAGCACGAUUUGGACAGCAAGGUGAAACUGGCCAAUGGAAAUCCUAUCCCAUCUGUGCUGCUGGCCAACAAGUGCGACCAGAAGAAGGAGAGCACCAACAACACGGCGCUAAUGGACAAUUUCUGCAAAGAGACAGGCUUUCUGGGCUGGUUUGAGACUUCAGCCAAGGACAACAUUAACGUGGACGAAGCUGCCCGUUUUUUAGUGGAGAAUAUCUUGGCUAAUGACAAAGGCUUGCCCUACGAGGAGAGCAAUGGAGACCGGAUUAAACUGGACCAGGAAACUGUGGCUGCUGAGAGCAAAUCGGGCUGCUGUUGACAUUCAUUUUAUUCACACUUCAAACCAGAGCACCUCCCCUCCACAACUUCCUACUCCAGAGGAACUGAAAACAAUGUGCUUUAUCCAAUGCUUUAUAAGGCUCUCUGCUCGAUGAUGCCCUUUCGGUAUUGUCUCUCUUGAACUUAAACUAUAGGUCACAAGGCAGCAGUUUGUUUUCAAAUUUCUUUUCGCAAACACUGUUAUCAAGAUUCAAACGUGUCUACUUUAGUAUUAUCUACUGCUCUGGACUGCUUUACUUAUCAACAUGGAAACACAAGCAACACUAGCUAAAAACUUUAAAUAUAGGACUAUUUUUCUGAACUUGUCAGCUUAUUCAAUGCCUCAACAAAUGUCAAUGGGAACUGCUGUUGACCAUUGUGUAAAGGCCCUGUAUCUGAUUUUGGACCAUGAGUGAAGGACAUUCAGUUUGAAUUUCCUUUUCUAAUUCUAAUGUUGCACAAGGAUAGAGAAACGAAUAGUGCCAGGCAGUUGUCCUGUGCUGUCUGCUUCAUACAUUAUGGUUCUCAUUCUCACACUGCAUUGCACUAAGGAUGUUUUCCUGAACUAGAAGAAAAUAAAGUCAGGUACAGGGCCUUUUCAGUGGUGGUGUGCCGUUUAGAGUUUAUACCAUAUUUUGUGUAGAGUAAGCCUAAGCCCAUUAAGUUAUAUAUCUUUUUUGGGUACCUCCAUGCAGUGUUUGUUCUUGACUUGAAGGUACACAGUUGGAAGCAAUACUGAAUUCUCUGCCAGUAUGAACAUAUGGGGACAUCUGGUACGUUUUUAUAUUGUGUUUAGUUGUUUUUUUUGCAUUGUGUAAUAUAAAAAUAAUAAGAAGGAAACCACUUUGUUGUACAUAGGGAUUGGAAUCAGUUAUUUGAUUGGAUAUGAAGGCUUUUUUUAAAAUUGGUGAGCCAAGAUUACACACAAAAUAGUUUAAAUCUUCAAUACAAAAAAUAAACAUUUUAACAUUUUUGUCAUCUGUUACCGAGAGUUGCAAAAAUGAAUUUUGUCAAUGAACAAUGGCGGAGAGAAACAUUACAAAUCAGAUAAGACAUUUUAGCUUUCCACAGCUUAAAUUUUACUUUUAAGACAUUUCUGAAAUAGCCUAUCAUAGGUUACUAUUGUAGGCUACUUUUGUAUAGCUAGAUGUGGAAGCACAACUCAGCCAGUGUGUGAGACAGACAGGACCAUGUGACUCCACUCACAAACGCAGUGUGAUAGUCAUCAGACUCUGACCUCCUCAUUGUUACUACACCAGAAUGUAAUGCCCAUUUUAUGUUGACUGGGCAAAAUAGCCUAAUGAUGUAAGUAAUCAUAAUAAAUGAUCUGUGGGCCAUACUGUGUGCUAUAUGUGAAAUAAAUGAUAAAUUAUUCUGGU